AUGUCGAAAAACGCAUAUGCUCGUCGCGAAGUAUGCAAUCGGCGUAUGCAAGAAAUACACGACCUCUCCCUACAAGCCGCGACCGACGCGGCAAUCCGAGCGACCUUCCUCGCUCGCUACUCGAGCGUAGCGAAGAUCGCGGACGAUUUUGAAGCCACCCACCUGAAGGUCAUACAAGAAGCGGCGGAUUUCGAGGUCGAGGACGGAAUCCGAGCCAGUUUCGAUAAAAUGCAUUACGCCGUAAAGAGUCGAUAUCACCGCGAAACGGGCGCGCCAUUCGGAGGCGCGCCGGCACAGCCCUCGGGUCAGGCCUCGGUGGUCAAGUUGUCUAAGAUCCCGCUACCGCAGUUUUCCGGCGACCUUACGUUGUGGCCUUCCUUCAUCGCGUUGUUCAACGCGUCGAUACACAACCAGCAGAUUUCCGCGAUAGAGAAAUACCAGUAUCUGCUGGCUUCACUCAAAGGGGAACCACUCAACGUGGUGAAAGACCUGCCGUUUUCCGAUGAGUACUAUCUGAUCGCUUACGACUCGCUGGUCGAUCGAUACCGGAAUAAGAGAAGGUUAGCGGACCAUCACUUGAAUUCGAUAAUCGAGGCAAAGCCAUUGAAGGCGGAGACGGCCGAGACUCUUCACCACUUAUUAGAUACGUUUACCGAGAACACGCGCGCGCUCGCGUUGAUGAAGUUCCCUACCGAUUCAUGGGACUUUAUCCUACUGAAGUUUUUGUUAGACAAGCUUCCUUGUUCCCUUCGGGAAAAAUUCGAGUCCGUUCAUCGGGCUGAGGAAAUACCGCGAUGUACUCAACUCUCGAAAUUUCUAGCAGAACAUUGUCAGGUUCUCGAGGCCGUCGCGGGCCCGUCCUCCGAAACGCCGGUCUCUUCGGUCGUGACUAGCACGGCCGAUUGCCCCGUUUGUAAAGAGCCUCACUACGUGUCGAAGUGCAACCAGUUUUUGAAACUCUCGCCGAGAGAGAGGCAGGCUAAGGCCCGCGACUUAAAAUUGUGCUUCAACUGCCUGCGCUCAGGGCACGGAUCGAAAGAUUGUCCCUCCGCGUGGACAUGCCGAUCGUGCGGUAUGCAACACCAUACGCUGCUGCAUUUCGAGCAGGCCAGCGUCCCGUUCCCCGCGAACGCUCCGGCGGUCACUCCGGUCGACGACCCCGCGGCGUCGGGGGAUACAGACGGAAACUAG
This is a messenger RNA of Temnothorax curvispinosus, 1191 nucleotides long. RefSeq lists its product as uncharacterized. The record is from RefSeq and is a predicted model, not a curated record. Gene Ontology annotation, molecular function: zinc ion binding; nucleic acid binding. The transcript has a single exon. The coding region runs from base 1 to 1191 and encodes 396 amino acids. NCBI's taxonomy places the organism in Eukaryota, Metazoa, Arthropoda, Insecta, Hymenoptera, Formicidae.